AUGAGCUCUUCGGCGAUAGAGGCAGAUACAUCCAAUCUGGUGUGCCAGCUCGACAACGUCCAAGGCAUUGUCGACGCUCUUUCCACCGUCCGAUGGAAACGUCAUCAGGACGCAUUAGUUGAAGUAUCGGAACACGGCAUCGUUUGGAUUGUUGAAGAAACCGGCUGCCUUCAAGCCAAAGUUUAUCUUCAAAAGGAGCUUUUUAUUAGAUAUGAAUAUACUGCUCAAGGGCGGCCUCGAUUUGGAUUGAGCUUGGGCCUUUUUGUUGAUUGCUUGAACACAUUUUCGGUUCCUGGGCAUUCCAGCACUAUUGAAAUUCGAUAUCCUGGACCAGAUAUGCAGCUUCUUAUCAAGUCUGCUGAUUCACUAGAUGACUGCAUUUAUGCGGAAAUCAGGACAAGAAUCCCAGAGACAAUUUCAUGGGACUACAACUUUGAGCCUGCAGGAAGCACACCGCUUAGCUUCACUGUCAAGUCUGCAGCACUGAAGGAAGCUAUUGAUGAUCUUGAAUGGCCAGGAUCUAGCAUCCAGAUCAUACUAAAACCAGUACCCCCUUCUGUUACCUUUAGAGGAGAAGGCCAUGGAGACUUGCAGAUAGACUUCAUGUAUUAUGCAAACACUGAUCUGCUAAUUGCAUUUCACUGUGACCACCAAGUCUCUUAUCGGUAUAAAUACAAGUUCCUUCGAGCCACAACCUCUAACAUACCCAGUAGUGUUAUUAAAGACAACAGAGGAAGCAAGUUGACCAUUGGAAGAGGUGGAAUGUUAAAAGUUCAGCAUCUAGUUUCAGUUGCAAGACCAUCUACUUCACAUCAACACAUUGAUUCUGCAGGCUAUCAGCAACCCAGUCGAAUUGCUUAUAUUGAGUUCUUUGUGAAGCCAGAGGAAGAUGAAGAGACCGUAAAUGAUUGA
Molecule: messenger RNA, 912 nt
Organism: Dovyalis caffra
Lineage: Eukaryota; Viridiplantae; Streptophyta; Magnoliopsida; Malpighiales; Salicaceae
Source: the annotation of a GenBank genome assembly